UGAUGGAAAAUAAACAUUUUAAUUGUGUUUUGUGGUUUAUUAAAAAUUUCAGAUUUUUUUCAUGUUUCCAACGUUUUGAGGUUCCGAAUUUAGCGUUUUUACUCAUUAAAAAUUUUUCCUCGUUUGGAAAUUUUCAAAACGGGACAGACGAUGGACUUUAUGAGGUUGACACGGGUUUACGCAAUAUUAAUUUAUUAGAUAAAGUAUAUUCUUGGAAUGGAUUGAAAGGAAAAUUAAAAAAUAAUAGUUGGUAUGGAGAACAGGCUAGAAUGAUUAAUGGGACAGAUGCUGAACUUUUUAAACCAAGCCUUUUUAGCGAUGAAAAAUUGGAAAUAUCAUUUAACAUCGAAAAACAAAGCACAGCCUUCACUUCUGGAAUUCCUGUUUUUCGUUAUUCACAACCUAAAAAUUUUUUGGAUGUUGAAACGCAACAAAUACAAGGAUUCUGUAAUCCAAAUGCUGCUGAUUACUUCCACAAUAGCUCAAUUCAAAAAAGUGGAUGUGCCCCUUCAGGAUUACUGGAUAUGUCAACUUGUCUGCCAGGUCAACCACGCAUUUUAUGGUCAAAUUCUCAUUUUUUGAAUGCUCCUUCAGCUCUUUUACUUGAAGGAAUGAAUUUACCUUCAAUUAAAAAUGAUUAUUCUUAUUUUGAUAUUGAACCGAUUACUGGUGUUGUUGUUGGGGUACAACAAAAAUCUCAAUUAAAUUUGGGAAUGCUUAGAGGAGAUUUGAGCAUAACUCGUAAUAUGCGUGAUUUGAUAGUUCCAAUUAUUUGGAUUAAUGAAAGUGCAAUUAUUGACUCAAAAACAAGAGAACAACUUCAAAUUCCAAUUAAAAUUAUUUUUUAUGCUUAUAUUUUUGGUUGGAUUUUGUUACUUUUUGGUAGUUUUUGUUUUUCUUUGAUUAUUGGUUUUGUUGUUGUGAGGCAAUGCAGGAGAAUGGCACAGGAAAUAAACGACAGCAUUGAUUCGCCUUUAAUUAAUUCUCCUCAGCCUUCUGAUAUUAAUAAUGGGGCAGUUACCGACACAUGAAAGACAAAAAAUUUUUUAAUUGACAUUUUAUAUAUUUAUAAUUUUCAAAGUGCCACAAACAAACAGAAAAAAAACUUCCUAAAAAAUUUAUAUAUUAUUCCAGUAAUAUGCAUUAUGUAAUAUUUUAUAUAUUGUUUAGCAUGGCUUGUACAAAUCCAUCUUAACGAUAGUUUUUUUCAGGCUAGAUUAAACCUAAUUUUUUAAGUAAAUCUCGUUUAACGUUAAAAAUUUUUUCUGAAAAACGAUGGGUGUCGUACGAGCGAUAUUUUUUCUGCAUGGGGGGUUUUGCACAUCUCUGAUUGUCAGACUAUUUUUAAAAGAGCGAUCCCAAGAGAAAUUUUUUGAAAAAAAAAACUGAAUAAAAAUGGC
Molecule: messenger RNA, 1400 nt
Organism: Meloidogyne enterolobii
Lineage: Eukaryota; Metazoa; Nematoda; Chromadorea; Rhabditida; Meloidogynidae
Source: the annotation of a GenBank genome assembly